Molecule: messenger RNA, 1548 nt
Organism: Knipowitschia caucasica
Lineage: Eukaryota; Metazoa; Chordata; Actinopteri; Gobiiformes; Gobiidae
Source: the annotation of a GenBank genome assembly
AUGAUACACUCAAAUCAAUCAAUGCUUUCCAUCUUCUGCUGCUGCUGCUGUGCUCUUCAUACAAGAGAGUUUAGAACGAGGAUGGAGCUGGAAGAAAACACCUCUCUUUGUUUUCAGAGGAGACACUAUCCAGAGGCACGACGAGCAAAAAUGGAAAGGUCGAGAAAGAAGCUGCCUCUGCCUCCACCAGCAGAGGGCGACAGCCAGGGCACAGGGAAGCUCCAGGUCGUGGCGCUGUACGAUUUCUCCGCCAAAGAAGAAACAGAUCUCACAAUCACACAGGGCGAAGAGUACACCAUUUUACACAAACAGGACCAGCUGUGGUGGAGGGCUCAGGACAAACACGGGAACAAAGGCUUCAUUCCCAGUAACUAUGUGACAGAGAAAACCAACAUUGAGGCCAAUUUGUGGUAUUGUAAAAACCUCAACAGGACUGAAGCUGAACAGCUCCUAAGACAUGAGGGUAAAGAAGGCGGUUUUGUGGUUCGAGAGUCGAGUCAGAGAGGUGUCUACACUGUGUCUGUUUACUGCAAAUCUCUAGGCGAGAGUGGAGGCGUGAAGCAUUACCAGAUCAAACUCAGUGCCACAGGACAGUUUUAUUUGGCUGAAAAACACGUAUUUGACUCCAUUCCUGAAGUGAUCCGUUACCACGAACACAACGCAGCAGGCCUGGUGACUCGCCUGCGGUACGCUUUGGGGCCCAUGGGGAGGUGUGUUCCUGCCACAGCAGGGUUCAGCUCAGAGAAGUGGGAGAUAAACCCGAGUGAGCUGACGUUCAUGAAGGAGUUGGGCAGUGGGGAAUUUGGACAGGUGCGACUGGGAAAAUGGAGAGCUCAGCACAAAGUGGCCAUCAAAGCCAUCAGAGAAGGAGCCAUGUACGAGGAGGACUUCAUCGAGGAGGCCAAAGUCAUGAUGAGGCUUUGCCACCCUCGCUUGGUGCAGUUGUACGGUGUGUGUCUGCAGCAGCGCCCCCUGUUGAUUGUGGCCGAGUUCAUGGAAAACGGCUGUUUGCUGAAUGUUCUGCGCCAGAGGGGUGAGGCUCUGCAGGAGGAGUGGCUUCUGUCCAUGUGUCAGGACGUGUGUGAGGGCAUGGAGUACCUCGAGAAAUGCAGCUUUAUUCACAGAGACUUGGCUGCAAGGAACUGUUUGGUGAAUGAUCGACACGUGGUGAAAGUUAGCGACUUCGGGAUGACGAGGUAUGUGUUGGAUAACCAGUACACCAGCUCAAGUGGGUCCAAGUUCCCAGUGAAGUGGUCUCCUCCUGAAGUCCUGCACUACAGUAAAUACAGCAGCAAAUCAGACGUGUGGUCGUUUGGAGUGGUGAUAUGGGAGAUCUUCACUGGAGGGAAGACUCCGUUUGAGAACCGCUCCAACUCGGAGGUGGUGGAUGACAUCAGCAGGGGGCGGCGACUGUACCGGCCGAACAGAGCCUCACCGCUGCUUUACAACAUCAUGUACAAGUGCUGGAACAACAAACCUCAGGAUCGUCCGUCUUUCUCUGAGCUGGUGGAGGAAAUCAUAAAACUGUCGGAAGACUCAACGUUGUGA